This is a messenger RNA of Symsagittifera roscoffensis, 1313 nucleotides long. Its product is annotated as organic cation transporter protein-like. The transcript has a single exon. The record is from RefSeq and is a predicted model, not a curated record. Gene Ontology annotation, molecular function: transmembrane transporter activity. Gene Ontology annotation, biological process: transmembrane transport. The coding region runs from base 24 to 1178 and encodes 384 amino acids. NCBI's taxonomy places the organism in Eukaryota, Metazoa, Xenacoelomorpha, Acoela, Convolutidae. Gene Ontology annotation, cellular component: membrane.
UGUCCGGAUUGACUCCAAAUCUUAUGUUAUUCCUAGUGGGUCGUUUCUUCACAGGACUGGUCGUUUCCUGUGCUUACAUUUACGCCUUCGCACUGAUGAGUGAAAUGAUGAAACCGAAUUAUUUCACUUGGGUCGCAUUUCUAUCCGAGGCAACCUUCGGACUUGGAAUGGUAGCUUUGAGUGGAUCGGCUUUUGCGAUUCCAAAUUGGAGGUAUUUACAGCUUGCGGUGGCAGUUGCACUCUUGAUUCCGACAGUGUUGCUGAUCGUAUUCGUGCCGGAAAGUCUCCGCUGGCUCAUCGCUAAAGGAAACUUUAAGCGAGCAGUUCAAGUCGCCUCCAGAAUGUCUGAAUCGAACGGGGUCAGCUUCGAUUCGAUAUUGGAAAAUGAACUCUACAAUUUGUGCCAUCAAAAUCAUGAUGAACUGAACGAAGAAAGCAAGAAGAAAAAGGUAAAGUCAGAAUUCAAGGUGGCAAAAAGCUUUGCCAUUGUCCAGAUUUUCAAAAAUCGAUCAUUGGCAAUCCAACUGAUCACGCUGGCAUUCUGUUGGUUGGUUAUAAGUGCAGUUUAUUACGGUAUAUCUCUCGGAGGAUCCAUGAUUCCUGGAGACCUCUAUCUCAACACUGCUCUGAUGGGGUUCUUCGAAGUCCCUGCGAUGAUUGUUGCCUCUUUGCUGUCUUACAAACUUGGGCGGAAAAAAGUGUUCACUGGAUCCCUAAUCUUUACAGGUAUAUGCUGCUCUUCCAUAGCAAUUACCUCGGCUUACAAAACCGAUCUGGGCUCUCGAAUUUUAGCUCUGGCAGGCAGAUUUGGAAUCACGAUUAGUUUCGCAGUUGUGUAUCUUUACACAGUCGAGAUCAUGCCGACGAGCGUUCGUGUCACGGGAAUGACAUUUUGCUCAUUCACUGCUCGUUUUGGAGCCAUUCUGUCUCCUUAUUCGGUUUUGCUAAGUGAAAAAAUAUGGGGUCCAAUUGCGUUUGUAAUUUUUGGAUCAGUAGCGCUUAUUGCUGGGCUACUGGCGCUAACUUUGCCAGAAACGCACAAUAAACCUUUACUAGAUUCAGUCGAGGAUGGCAAAAACACAAAAAUUAAACGUCAGAAAACGGCAUUGCAUGAGCCAAAACUAAAAGGCAUGAGUCAUGAAACAGACAAGGCAAACAAAAGCGAAAGCAUCAUUUGAAUGCUUCAAACUUCCACCCAAGUCCCAGAAAGGAGAGAAAGAACAUUUUUGAUUCAACUACAAUCGAAAGGCACAACUGCCAGCGUUACUUUACGCGCAUAUUAGUAUAUUAGUAAUCUAGACGCGCUAAGUAUU